Molecule: messenger RNA, 2214 nt
Organism: Trichoderma breve
Lineage: Eukaryota; Fungi; Ascomycota; Sordariomycetes; Hypocreales; Hypocreaceae
Exons: 3
Coding region: 1-2214 (737 amino acids)
Biological process (GO): chromatin remodeling
Cellular component (GO): Swr1 complex
Molecular function (GO): ATP-dependent H2AZ histone chaperone activity
Source: RefSeq, a predicted model, not a curated record
AUGGAGAAGAAGCGGAAGCUCCCCGCGAGGACUUCGGCCCGCGUUGAAAAUGCCAACAAACGCCGGAACAUGACACCGCGAGCGGAGCGUUCUGCGACUCCUGUUCCUCCUCCUCCUCCUCCCGAGCCUGUCAAGGAGCCGUCUCCAUCGCCUCCGCCGCCUCCGCCGCCGCUACCAACCUCGAUCCAGCCAGGGAAGCCGUUGCCAACGGUCGAGAUAGCGCAACCAGACGACUUGUCGGCCAAGGAAUAUCAAUCCAUCUCCGAAAGCGGCGUCCUCGCAGAAUCUCUCUCUCGGUCUCGAUAUCGAUGGAUCAACGAUGGACUCUUCGAAAAGUUCUGGACGAAGCCUCAUAAGCGAAAGGGCGUCCUCAACGAAGACCCGAAGAAUCCUCCAAAGGACAGUAUGACGAAGGUUGGCCCCGUUACAAUCACCAUAGAGCCUCACAUUGUCGAGGCCACCAUGUUCAUCGUCAAAGAAUCCAAGCAACGUCCUCCCCCGCCUCGGACACCACAGCAGCCGCUCACCCGGCCGGUGCUUCAGUAUGGCCCUCCAAAUGGCUCCAUGCCUCCCCCGCCUGCGCCUGGAUCGUCGACCUCGACCUCAGUUCCUACGGCAGCCACCACACCAAAGCCCAUUGCUCCCCCGAGUCCUUCUCAGAGGCCGCCGUCGUCCUCGCCCAGCACUUUGGGACCUCAGCCCUCACCCUCGCCGCUUACGACCAUCAACGUAGCCACGUCACCGUCGCCUAGCCCGGCAGUCUCUACUCAGCCUGCUGCUCAACCCCCUGUGCCUCCACCUUCACUUCCAGCUGCUACUCCCCCACCUCCGAUUCGACAGCCCGCGAAUCCCCUUCCAGCGCAGCACCAGGCUCCUACAGGCACGCCAUUGGCAAGGCCCCCACCGCCGCCACCCCCGACAGCGACCACAACCACGACAGCUCACGCUCGGCCGGCAAAUGCUGGGCCAGCUCAGUCUCCAGCUGCAGCGAAACCUGCAACGCCGGUUGCAGGGCGCCCUCCUGCAGCAAAGCCUGUCCCUAACGAUCCCGUUAUCGCCCUGCUCGCCCAAAAGGCGUCAGGAGACCCUGAGCUACGUGAUCUUAUGAAGAGGGUCGCCGUGGGCCAGGCUAAACAGGGGGAGCUUGAUCGCUUCCAAAAGAUAAUUGAUCAGUUAAAUGCGGAGUAUCGGCGGAGCGGUGGGCAACAAGGCCCUUCGGCUGAUAGGCUGCUUGUGGAUGGAAGGACUGUCAAGUAUUUUGCUGAUGAAGUGCGAACUAUUCUCGACAUUGUCUUGGCAUCCAACCCUCGCCAAACAUCAAGCGAACUAAGACCGCCGCCCAGGAGUGAUCCUUUGGUCGUUUUGCUUGUGAAGGCUGCCUUGGAGGAUCAAAAAACGAGUGAUAUGAUUCGGCGCAUUGCCGAAGGCCGUGCCGGCUUUACAGAUUCAACAGACCUCAAGGAGAUUCUCGACCGGCUCCACAGAGAUGCAAAGCCUCCUCUGCAGACACCCCCUGCAUCUCUCCCCGCAAAACAGCUAUCCAAUGAUGCUCCCAACGGACACGUGCGAGCUUCGAAUCCUCCAACGCCCCAGCAGGCAAAUCCCCAGGCACUGAGGUCUAAGGGACCCCCGCCAGUUCCGAAGCCUGACAUUUCCGCGGUGGUGUUUGAUUUUGGAAACGGCGAUCGCUAUCUAUUUCCCAAAUUCAGCAUCCUGGAAUACCUGCCUACCCCGUCCGGCCAGGAGGUAGUUGCAUCGUUCCUCAUUGUCCGCAAAGGAAGCACGUCAGAGUAUGGCGGAGAUCCCAAGCUUGACUAUUACCAACCCGUCACGAUACGCAUUUCUACACACAUUGGGCGCUACCUUGAAAACCUGAUGCGCGUCGUGGCCCCUCAAGAUGAGGUACGGCGGUAUAUGGACGAUGUCAUGGACAAUAUGACACGCGCCGAGUACGUGCUGCUGGCAAUGCACUUGCCCAGAGUGCCCAGGGACGAAAAGACAAAUGGCGUGGCUGAUGAACCCAAGACCAAUGGAUCAACACCCAAGGUCGAGGCAGAGUCUGACCAUACUGUAGAGGUGAAACCGUCUGUUCUUUGGACCAAGACGGCCAAUACCACUAAACAGUUUGAUCUUCUCAAGCCGCACGACGCUGAGGAAGAGAAUGAAGCAAAAUAUAAGCGCCUCAUUCAAUCUGUAACGGCCAAGGAUUAUUAA